Diuraphis noxia (Russian wheat aphid) is the source of this 1494-nucleotide messenger RNA. RefSeq lists its product as uncharacterized. The record is from RefSeq and is a predicted model, not a curated record. NCBI's taxonomy places the organism in Eukaryota, Metazoa, Arthropoda, Insecta, Hemiptera, Aphididae.
AUGGCCGUAGCGAACGAGAAUAGUGAAGAGUCAAAGUCGUCCAUAAGUGCGUACGCAUCGGUUGUAGCGGACGAUCGUAUUUUAUUAACAACAGCGAUAAUAUUAUUGCGCGACGAUACGGGUAAUUUAGUACCCGGGAGGGUACUACUAGACUCGGGGUCGCAGAGUAAUUUAAUUACUGAACAGAUGGUUCAAAUUUUACGAUUGAAGAAAAGGCGAGUUCAUCAUAAUUUAUCGGGAAUCGGAGAUAGCGCGCAGACGGUGUCGUCGRUAGUGAAUACGACAAUCAGGUCAAAUUAUAGCGAGUUCACACUAUCAACGUCGUUUCUGGUAGUAAAACGAAUAACAAMAAAUAUACCAUCGAAAUUGURUAAAGGAAAUUACACGGUUCCUAAUGGUAUAAAUUUAGCGGAUCCAGCAUUUUUAAAACCACAAAAAAUAGAUUUAUUAAUUGGGGCAAAUCACUUUUUCGAUUUAAUGCAAUCUGGACGGCUUAAACCAAUAACAAACGGACCGGUGUUCCAAGAGACGUUCCUAGGAUGGGUGGUGUCAGGUCCGAUAGGGUUUCCAGAAAAAUCCGAAUAUGAACACUCGUCUAGUGCGGUAUGUUUAUCGGUCAGUGAAAUAGCGGAGACGGACUUAGAAAAAUUAAUCGCGACAUUCUGGCGGCUCGAGGAGUAUGAAGCAAAGAAAAUAUAUACUUUAGAAGAAAAAGCGUGCAAAAAUGAUUUUGACAAAAAUGUUACACGGGACGGCGAUGGCAGGUUUAUAGUGCAUUUACCGUUUAAAAAAGACAAAACUAAACUAGGAAAUUCAUACGAUAUAGCGAUGCGUCGACUAUUAUCACUCGAGAGGCGUUUCCAGAAAGACCCAAAAUUAAAGACGGAAUAUUGUAAUUUUAUGUCCGAUUAUGAAAAGCUGGGACAUAUGGAACUUAUCAACGAUGAUCAUAACGGCAGUAUCGAGGAGUCAUAUUAUAUACCACAUCACGCGGUCCGUAAUGAAAAUAGUUCGACUACGAAAUUACGCGUAGUGUUUGACGCGUCGUGUAGAACUGAUAAGGACGUCAGCCUUAAUGACGUUUUAAUGAAGGGGCCUAUGAUCCAAGAUGAGUUGUUGUACAUCUUAGUACGUUUCCGGACGUAUAAUUACGUAUUAUCAGCCGAUAUUGAAAAGAUGUAUCGGCAGAUUUUAGUUACCGAAAAGCAUCGAAGUUACCAACGUGUGUUAUGGCGAACAGAUACAACGCAACCGAUACGAAGCUACCGGCUUAAUACGUUAACGUACGGCACGGUGCCCGCUUCAUAUUUGGCAACAGCGUGUUUGGAAAAAUUGGCGGAGACUGAAUACGAAAAUUAUCCCGAUGCGUGUUUGCCAAUUACAAGAAAUUUUUAUAUGGACGAUUAUCUCGGUGGCGCCAUGUGUAAACCGGAAGCCAUAAAAUUGCGAGAUAUUGUUAAUGCAAUUAUUGCGCAAGUGGAUGUCCGACGAUAA